UGGGCGACCAGCGAUGGCGUCGUGCAAUAGAGGAGCCGGAGGGAUGUCGGGGUGUGAGGGUGGUUGGUGGUUGGGCGACUAGUCGGAGCAGAGGGCAGGAUGACGGAAAGUAAAGCAAUGCUGGGAUGGGGUGUCUGGUGGUCGCGCCGUGGCAAAGGCUGCUGCUGCUUGUUGCGACGACGGAACGGGGGGGGAGCUUAUCUCGACCUAAGGAUUUAGGUGCUUUGUACUUAAGUGGCAGUACCUGUGUAAGCAAGCGAGCAAGCAAAUGCUAUACGGUAUAUAAAGCUGGAAUAUGCCUAUACCUAGGUAAGUAUGGAGGUAGGUCGGUAUGGAUGCUGUGGUGGGAUUGGGACAAGGCGGGGAUCAGCGAUUGGGCGCACAAAAAGCCUGGAUGUGCUGCGUGUGUCUUUCGGUCUUGGUGGGCUGCUGUUGUGCGGCUGGACAGAUACAGAUACAGAUACUGGAUAUUGGAUAUGAAUUGGGACUUGUUGGGAAUUGUCUGUGUGCGACUCGCGGUUGUGGAUGAUGAAAGCGGCUUGUUUCUGAUCGAGUAUGGUCCGAUAGCAGAGCUUUUCCCGGCCGCCAUGUUCGAGGCUCAUCGCCGAGCUUCGAUGAGGAGAAAAUUGGGGCACAUGGGGGGGGCAGGGGGCUGGCUGGGAUCUAGCUCUGCCAGAUUCUGCUUAGAGGUGGGAGGCUGGUGACCUAGACAUGUACUUCUCGAUACCUACUAAGUUCAGUCCUCAGUAGGUAAGUGCUGUGCUGUAGCUCCAAUAGUCACCCUACAGAAAUACCCACAUCUCACACCCCUCUAUGUAUUUGUAUGUACCGGUAUUUGUGUGCCAAUAAGAAUACUGUAGAUACCUACCUAGGUAAGUAACUUAAUACCAUUUGACACAGAGCCUCGUUCACGAGUUUGAUGCCACGUCAACGUCGAUAUGUCCAAGGCCACAUACACACCCA
This is a messenger RNA of Xylaria bambusicola, 963 nucleotides long. RefSeq lists its product as uncharacterized. NCBI's taxonomy places the organism in Eukaryota, Fungi, Ascomycota, Sordariomycetes, Xylariales, Xylariaceae. The transcript has a single exon. The coding region runs from base 126 to 704 and encodes 192 amino acids. The record is from RefSeq and is a predicted model, not a curated record.